Molecule: messenger RNA, 1197 nt
Organism: Canis lupus familiaris (dog)
Lineage: Eukaryota; Metazoa; Chordata; Mammalia; Carnivora; Canidae
Product: all-trans-retinol dehydrogenase [NAD(+)] ADH7-like
Biological process (GO): retinoic acid metabolic process; regulation of DNA-templated transcription; retinol metabolic process
Cellular component (GO): cytosol
Molecular function (GO): zinc ion binding; all-trans-retinol dehydrogenase (NAD+) activity; histone acetyltransferase activity
Source: RefSeq, a predicted model, not a curated record
AUGAUUCUGCAGCUUGCUACGGCUGCCAUAUCAAAGCACACAGAAUGGAUGUUUAAACAACAGAAAUGGGAUUUUUCCAAGGUAGAAGUCUGUGAUCAAGGUGUUGGCAAGGACAAUGGUAACUCUCACCAAUUUCCUGUUAUUAAAUGCAAAGCAGCUGUGUUAGGAACAGAACAGAAGAAACACUUUUUCAUUAAGGAAAUAGAAGUCGUCCCAUUAAUGUCUGAAGAAGUUCAUAUUAAGGAGCUUUGAAUCAAAGGACUCUGUCACAGAGAUGACCACAUGCUAAAAGGACCAAUGGUGUCUAAGUUUCCAGUGACUGUGGGCCAUGAAGCAACUGGAGAGAACAGAUGCAAGGGCAAACCAGUCUGUCACUACAUGAACACCAGUGUGUUUGCUGAAUACAAUACACUGGUGGAUGAAUCUUUCAUCACUGAUGGAACCAGACUGAUGAUGCAACCCCUGAGAGUCUAUUUAAUUGGAUGUGGAUUUUUCACUGGAUAUGGAAUUGCAAGCAAGUAUGACUUGGAUCUUUUCCAAAGAGCACAAGCCCAGGCUUCAGAGAAUUCGGCUAAAUGUGUGUGGAAACACCCACCUGGCUAUGAGAUCUAUCACAAAGUCUCCAUCUCCGUGUUUGAAGUGGAUGGCAAGAAAAAACAGAUCUACUGCCAAAACCUGUGCCCGUUGGAUGAUCUUUCAGUCAUCAUGGGGUGUAAGCUGGCUGGUGCACCCAGGUUUCUUGGGAUUGAUCUGAACAAAGACAAAUUUGAGAAGGCCAUGGCUAUGAGAGUCACCAAGUGCAUCAACCCCCAGGACUCUAUGAAGCCCAUCAGUGCAGUGCUGUCAGAAAUGACAGGCAACACUGUGGCCUACAGUUUUGAAGUCAUUGGGCAUCUUGAAAGGAUGUCUCCCCACAUGACACAAAUAGUCAAAGUGAAGAGGCUCAACUUAGAACUCGUAUUAGAAAAUGUGAGCUUAUUUAUAGGUUGGAAAAGCAGAGAGAAUCUUCCAAAACCAGUGACUGAUUUCCUGGCAAAGAAAUUUGACCUGGACCAGCUGAUUACGUAUGUUUUACCUUUUAAAAAAAUCAGUAAAGAAUUUGAACUGCUCUUAUUCAGGAAUGGCUCUGGAGUAGCCCAUCCAAGGCCUCCAAGCCCACCAAGCCUCCAAGCCCACCCAUGGCAGUACCCAAACUGA